CCUGCUGAGUUAUCGGGAAAACAGUUCCACUUCGGACUUCUCCGAUGAGACUCACUGUAGCGGUCCAACGAUCGGAUUACUAAGUAUCCCAGAGAUAAAAGUUUUAUAUUGAAAAGUAGCCCUUGACGAAGGGCAGUGCGAAGAUAUAAAAGCAAGAUGCAAGUACCUCAGAAAUAUCGGAGAACAUAAAAAUCCGAAAAUCUUUCAGCCAUUUUUGAUAACUGGGCGGGAACUCUCCCCGCCCUCCUUCGGUCUCGCCGGCCCCCUCUUGACCUUCCCCUGGACCCAAGGGUGUGCCAUACAAAUUCUGGCUGCUUUAGCUCUUACAGGGACUGAGUGCAUAGAGAACAAACAAACAUACUUUCUUCUUUAUAUAUAUAGAUAAGUGACUUGUUUUAAGUAGUCUCAUUCAAAAGAAAAUCACAACCAAUUAUUCUUUGUAUCCUUCUAUAAGGUCCCAAAUGGUUACACGUUUAUUUAUCAUCCUCAAAACAAUUACUUGAACAAUGUAUAUUGUUAGCUGAACAAAAUUCUUUUAAAGCUAUUGUUGUUACGUGUGAUCAUCCACAUAAUCGAAUUCGAUCAAUCCAUCGACCAACGUUUAUUCAAGCUGUUGAACGUAAAUAAGAUAAACUUUUAGAGAAAUUAUUGAUAAAGCCUAAUGACGGGAGUAACCAACUGAAAGAUAAUCAAAUAUUACAUGAACAUACACCAAAUUUAACAUGGAAGGAAUCUAAAUGGUUAAGAGCAUUAACAAAAAUGUCAAUAGUUUGUAAAGGAAUUUUAACAGCUGACGAUGCAAAAUUAGCUUUAGAAUAUGGUGCGAAUGGAAUUGUUGUCAGUAAUCAUGAUGGUCGACAAGUGGAUACAGGAUUACCAGCUAUUGAAUGUUUGAAAGAUAUUGUAGAUUUUGUUAAUGGUCGUUGUGAAAUAUUUAUCGACAGUGGUAUACGGACGGGAACAGAUAUUUUAAAAUGCUUGGCUUUGGGUGCUAAAGGUGUUCUAAUUGGUCGUCCUAUUUUGUAUGGCUUAGCAUGCGGUGGUAAUAAAGGUGUUGAAGCCGUACUUAAUUUAUUACAACGUGACUUAAUGUUUGAUAUGGCUAGUUGUAGUCUAACAAAAAUUGAACAAAUCAAUGAACGAAUUUUGUAUAAAUAUCAACAAUGA
Messenger RNA from Didymodactylos carnosus, 1167 nucleotides. NCBI's taxonomy places the organism in Eukaryota, Metazoa, Rotifera, Eurotatoria, Philodinida, Philodinidae. The record is from the annotation of a GenBank genome assembly.